AUGUCAUACUAUUUCACAAUCCUCUCGCCAACCGACGUACCGCUCUUUAGCCUCACGUUUGGAACAUCAAAGGCCGGCGGUGAUGGCAUCGCGCGUUUCCGGUUUCCAGAGUCGGCGCAGUAUAUGAAUCAAUUCGUCGUCCAUGCCAGCUUGGACAUUGUCGAAGAGGCACAAUGGACGAAUGGAUCUCUCUACCUCAAACACAUCGAUACCUACCCACCCACAGCAUCCCACGUAUCCGCCUUUCUCACCCCCUCCGGCGCUCGCUUCAUACUCCUCCACCAACCCCCACAACUUCCUUCAUCAUCUGGCGGCGGCGGUGCCGGCGGCGUGGCCGGAUCGACUGCAUCUCUUGCCGCGGGUCUGGGCACAGCAGCAACGUCAAGGGCAUCCUCGAGUUCUAUUGCAGCCAACCCAACCUCGCCGCAGACCGAAGAAGCUAUACGGCAGUUUAUGAAUGAGGUGUAUGAGAACUGGGUCAAGACGGUGAUGAGUCCGUUUUAUAGACAGGGGAUGCAGGUUACAAGUUCAGUGUUUAGAUCUAGAGUUACGGCGGCGGGGAGGAAGUGGCUGUGA
Talaromyces rugulosus is the source of this 576-nucleotide messenger RNA. RefSeq lists its product as uncharacterized. The record is from RefSeq and is a predicted model, not a curated record. Gene Ontology annotation, biological process: endoplasmic reticulum to Golgi vesicle-mediated transport. The transcript is spliced from 2 exons. Gene Ontology annotation, cellular component: nucleus; cytoplasm; TRAPP complex. The coding region runs from base 1 to 576 and encodes 191 amino acids. Lineage: Eukaryota; Fungi; Ascomycota; Eurotiomycetes; Eurotiales; Trichocomaceae.